Messenger RNA from Thalassophryne amazonica, 1197 nucleotides. Its product is annotated as metabotropic glutamate receptor 6-like. The coding region runs from base 1 to 1197 and encodes 398 amino acids. Gene Ontology annotation, biological process: regulation of synaptic transmission, glutamatergic; G protein-coupled glutamate receptor signaling pathway. The transcript has 7 exons. Gene Ontology annotation, molecular function: adenylate cyclase inhibiting G protein-coupled glutamate receptor activity. NCBI's taxonomy places the organism in Eukaryota, Metazoa, Chordata, Actinopteri, Batrachoidiformes, Batrachoididae. The record is from RefSeq and is a predicted model, not a curated record. Gene Ontology annotation, cellular component: membrane.
AUGGACUGGCUGUUGGACCGGGUGUUGGACUGGCUGUUGGACUGGAUGUUGGGUCAGAUUGUGGAAAACAGCAGUUUAGGUGCCUUUGUUGUUGAGGAAAGCUUUAGUGACCUCAAAUUUGCGGAUGAUGCUAUCCCUCAGGUGAGCUACGCUUCAACAGCGCCAGAGCUGAGUGACAACAACCGCUAUGACUUCUUCUCGCGGGUUGUUCCUCCAGACUCGUACCAGGCUCAGACCAUGCUGGACAUCGUCAAAGCUCUGGGCUGGAACUACGUCUCCACGCUGGCGUCUGAGGGAAACUACGGUGAGAGCGGCGUGGACGCCUUCAUCCAGAUCUCCAGAGAGGCUGGUAGCACUGCAUUGUCUCGGGUAAAUGUGUCUUUUUUUCUUUCUUCGGUCUCAGGUGGGGUUUGUAUUGCUCAGUCGGUGAAGAUUCCCCGCGAGCCGACAGAUGGCGAGUUUGACAAGAUUGUCAAACGUCUGAUGGAGACGAGCAAUGCUCGAGGAGUGAUUAUCUUUGCUAAUGAGGACGACAUCAGGCAGGUCCUGGAAGCAGCGAAGCGAGCCAACCUAACGGGUCACUUCCUGUUUGUGGGGUCAGACAGCUGGGGAGCCAAAAGUUCACCGGUAACAGAGCUGGAAGAUGUCGCAGAAGGCGCGGUCACCAUCCUUCCCAAACGAGCUUCCAUAGAUGGCUUUGAUCAGUACUUCAUGUCUCGCUCUCUGGAGAACAAUCGCCGGAACAUUUGGUUCGCUGAGUUCUGGGAGGACGACUUCAGGUGUAAGCUGACCAGACCGGGAAUCAAAUUGGACCCAGACAAGAAGAAAUGCACCGGAGAAGAGAGGAUUGGGCGGGACUCAUCCUAUGAGCAGGAGGGGAAGGUUCAGUUUGUGAUCGAUGCCGUUUACGCCGUCGCUCACGCGCUGCACAACAUGCACCAGGAUCUGUGCCGCGGCAGCUACGGUGUCUGCAGCAACAUGGACCCUGUGGAGGGCCGCUUGCUGCUCAACUACAUCAGAACCGUCACUUUCAACGGUGAGAAAACACACACUCAUCUUCAACUGUUUUUCGAGGACCAGGGACACACAGUAUGGAGGAAUAUGCGCCCGGUGUGUUUUUCAGUGGGCAUUGAGGAGGAAAACCAGCUGUCACGUCAGCUUACAGUCCUUUUAGCAAAUCAGAUCUAUAUUUCAUGA